Macrobrachium nipponense is the source of this 7146-nucleotide messenger RNA. RefSeq names its product agrin-like. Gene Ontology annotation, biological process: multicellular organism development; cell differentiation. Gene Ontology annotation, molecular function: protein binding; calcium ion binding. The record is from RefSeq and is a predicted model, not a curated record. Lineage: Eukaryota; Metazoa; Arthropoda; Malacostraca; Decapoda; Palaemonidae.
GUUGUUUACUCAGUAGCUAAGCGACUCCUGAACUGAGCAGUCUGGAUACCCGUGGAGUGACCUCUGUGUCAAGUUUAAUGAAUUUUGAAAUGUGCUUACUACGAGAUACUCCUUGAAAAGCUUUAGUAGAAGGAUCAGUUUACCACAAAACAAGCAAUGGCCAAACAGCAACAAUUCUUAAGCAGCGCAAUUGUCGAAGCAUCAACGAAAUCAGGGUCUGUCGCCGAGGAUAUGCUCCCAUGCUAAAGGCUAAAGCAUGCUUCGGUACUGCGAUUUGCUGUGUUUACAAAGGACCAGGAACUGACGAGGCCUUCGUGCUCUAACAUGAGGUUCUCCGGAACGCUCUGCAAGUGUGGUUUGACAGCCUUCAUAAGUCCUUCAUGGAGGAAUUUGAUUUGUUCACUGGAGUAUUUAAGGGUAGCACAUAUCUUGGGAGUUGAAGGCUUAUGUAAAGAGAUGAACCUUUACGAAGAAAUGGUUCCUGUAAGAUACUUUGAUAAGUGACCCAGCGACAAUAAGUCACUGAGGUUGAGGUCUGAAUGUGAAUACGAUAUAAUGCCCUCUGCGUCUUCGGGAAGGAGGACAAAAUCGACCAAGGGAUACCUCUAAUGUAUAGGCGGAAUCGUCUGCACUGAUCUUUGAUAUGCAAGACCAGCCAAUUAGGUCUCAUCAGGACUCCUUAGUGCUCUAGACUCCAUGUGUGAAAGGGAGGGGGCUCUUUAGCUUAUGAAAAACGAAGAACAAUGGAGAGCUAGAUGAUCAUUACAAGGUGAUGACAUCUGCGCUGGUCUGCUCACUGAUCAUAGGCUGCAAGAGACAUUAAACUAGUGAAAACAUUAGUGCGUCCCUUAAUGUGUUGAUUUCUUAUUCAUUGGAGGAGCAAAUGAGAUACCAGACCCUAAGCUAUUAUCCAUCCACUGUAUGACAGAAAUCAUUUGACCAUGACAGAUGAAUAUCGCAUCGUAAAUGACCCGAAAAUGUUGGGCUUCCCUCACCGCAUCGCAGGAAAACCCCUCUUGGUGUGAAAGAGUUUCUACCUUUGCUUCCGCCAUUGGAGAAACUUGAAAGAUAUGGAAGAACUGACGGUGACCAAGGACGGGACUAAGAGCAAUGGAAAAUACGAAUAUUACUGCGACUACCCUUACGAAACUCCUGCCGGCUACCAGUAUUAUGAUUACUCUCCUCCUGCCACGGUGCCAUUCAAGCUCGACCUCGAGCCCCAAGGGUCACACUCGUACUACCGUCCGAGAGACGUUGACCUCAGGUCCAAAGGAAUGAAGGCCGAACUUACUAUCGGGGGUAUGCACAGUCGGAGGGGGAGUGGUGAUGGUGGUGGCGGUGAUGGGUUGAGGGUCUUCGACAAUGGAGGAGGCAGAAGAGACGUGGACGAUGGUUUUGGCAUGGAAACCAGGGGCUCAAUGAGCAGAGGAGAGCGAUUAAACAGAGAAACCGGGGCUGCCCGAAGAGCCCUGGCGGUUCCAGCGGAAGGUCUGGAAAGGAGAGAGAUCUUGGAGAACACCGAGACCGACACUGGCCAGAAAAGAAUCUGCUCGAUGUUCAUCUUGAUCCUCGUCCUGAUCGUCGUCAUCUUUGUCAUCGUCGCUGCGCUUGUCCUUUACUUCAACUAUGCGGCUGAUGAAGUCAAAGCUAGAGGCUCGGAGAGACUCGUGUCAAGGAAUCUUUUGCCCUUAUGGUGAGUGUUAUCAGGGACAGUGCCAAUGCCCCGAGGAGUGCCCGAGCAACCGCGCCGUUUGUGGCACUGACGGAACGACCUACGCCUCGGAGUGCCAUCUUCAACGCAGGGCUUGUGCGUCAGGAGCUAACACUUCCUUCCUUCAUUUUGGCUCUUGUCAAAUAUCAACGGAACCCUGCGAAGACCUUCAGUGCCGCCCGGGAGAGGUGUGCAUAGUGAGUAGCUCAGGAGAACCCAAGUGCCAGUGCCGAUCUCAUUGCCCGCAGGACGACGAGCAUCGCCCCGUCUGCGGCUCUGACGGCUCCGAUUACCAGAGCCAGUGCGAGCUGUCCAGGGCUGCCUGCGCCGUCAAGAAGCAGAUCGAAGUUCGCUACGUGGGGAUGUGCGAUCCAUGUGGCCAUGUGGUUUGUGCAACAGGGCAGGUGUGCAUUGUGGACGAUGCAAGAGUACCGAGAUGCCAAUGCAACUCCUCUUGUUCGACCACCCUCUCUCCUGUAUGUGCCAGUGACGGGAGAACCUACAGUAACGAAUGUGUUAUGAACUUCGAGGCUUGUAGCCGUCGACAGAUCUUAGCUGUGAUGUACAGAGGGGAGUGCUCGUCAGGGGUGAAUCCAUGUGGGGCCGUGCGGUGUGGCACGGGCCAGGGGUGUGUCGUUAAUCAGUACGGCGUUGCGACGUGCCAGUGCCGUCAGUGGUGUCCCCCAAUCCUGAGGCCGGUUUGCGGCACGGAUGGCACUACGUACGACAGCAAGUGCCACUUGCACAGGGAAUCCUGCCUCUCCCAGAGCUCCGUCAAAAUUGCAUUCGUUGGAUCCUGCGGAUCCGGAGGCCCCUGUGAGGGCUAUAAGUGCGAAGCGGGGGGCAUAUGCGUCGAAAAGUACGGCCAGGCUGAAUGCGAGUGUCCAAAAUGCGGAGGCGAAUACGAGCCUGUCUGCGGCAGCGACAGGAGGACAUACCACAGCAGGUGUCUUCUGGAGAAGAACAACUGCCUGGAGAGAGAGAGCGCCCAGCUUCUCCAUGAAGGACCCUGCGAUGCAUGUAAAGGCAUCGACUGUGGGGAAUUUGGAAUGUGCGAAGUCGACAGAGAGGGAUUUGGACGUUGCUCUUGUCACACAAACUGCUCUCAAGCUUUAGGAGGGCAGGUUUGCGGCAGUGAUGGGGAGACUUAUGCGUCCGAGUGUCAUCUUCAUAUGAAAGCGUGCUCGAGCCAAAAUCAAAUAAAGGUCUCCCAUAAAGGAAACUGUGACCUUUGUUUAGACGUCCAUUGUAAAUACGGCGCUCGAUGUGAAGGAGGGCGGUGCAUCUGUCCAACAGACUGCCCAGAGAAGAGGGAACCUGUCUGCGGAUCUGACCGCGUCACUUACAGCAAUGAAUGUGUCAUGAGGAAGGUAGCUUGUGAGAAAAAUGAGGACGUGAGCUAUCUCUUCUUUGGAGAAUGCGAUGAGAUCGGGGGCAUUGUAACAGACGUCAUCUACCCAACACCUCUGCCUCCCACGAAUCCGGAGGAUCCGUGCCACGCCCACAAGUGCAUAGCCGGGGCCAAGUGCGUCUCGGAGCAAGACGGGCACUCACGCUGCGUCUGUGAUUUCUACUGCAGCCCGCCGCCCCGCUACGAGCCAGUCUGUGGCAGCGACCUCGAGUUCUACGAGUCGGAAUGCCUUAUGAGACUGCACGCGUGCAAUAUCCAGGUGGAGCUCUUCGUCGUCCCCGUGGAGGACUGUGCAGUGGCACAGCGAUCUAGAGCCUGCAACGGGACCUCGCCGUUGAUCAAUCCUUCGACGGGCGAAGACCUAUUCUGCGGGGAAGGGGGUACGAUCUGUCCGCCAGGGACCUACUGUCACAAGAACCACGACUUCGCAAAGUGCUGUCGAGAUAACUCCGUGAGGAUAGCUGUCAUUGAGGCGCCCGUACCAGACGACUGCGAACAGAGUGAAUUUGGAUGCUGUGCUGAUGGCAUCAACUUCGCCCGGGGACCAGACAGCGAAGGAUGCCCAGAGGGCUGUCGGUGCCACAGACUGGGAGCUUUAAGUGAAUCCUGCGAGGCAGUCAGUGGAAGGUGCGAAUGCCGGCCAGGUGUGGGAGGCAAUAAUUGCGACAGGUGUCUUCCGGGAUAUUACGGUCUCCAUCGGAUUUCGGAAGGAUCCAUCGGCUGCACGCCUUGCGGGUGUUCAAGGUUCGGCUCAUUACGUAGUGACUGCAAGCAGAUGACAGGGGAGUGCGUAUGCAAGCCGGGCGUCUCUGGUCACAGAUGCACGGAAUGCCCCCCGGGCAAAGUCUUGAGACCUGAGGGCUGUGUUUAUGACGACUCGUUGGUGCCUCAGGCGACGACGUGCGAUCUUCUUCAUUGCCAUUUCGGUGGGAUUUGCCAAGAAGAGUCUGGCAUUGCUUCGUGCACCUGUAUCAGUCAUUGUCUUCCCGUCCGGAUGAGCGGUGGCCUAGCAGUAUGUGGGUCGAACAGGGUGACCUACUCUUCGGAGUGCGAACUCAACCACCAAGCCUGCGUCCAGCAAGCAGACAUCGUUGUGGUUGCCUUCGGAUCUUGUUCAGAGUCAUGGACAGACGCCCCCGUCCGCCGUUCAACAGCAGAGGAUGGGUGGGGAACAGCGGAGUGGGCGUGGGUGGCCAGGGGCCAUACAGAGCACCACGCCCUCGCCACCCGGAGGCACCUAGACACCGCCCACUUCACUCGAGCUCACCCAAUCCACCUCGUCCAUUUCAUCAACACGAUCAUCGAAUCACCACCCACUGGAGUCACGCCCAUCACGCCCCUCGAUUCGGAAGAGGAAAACCUGGUCUCGCCGCCAAGACCCACCUGGCUUUACGCCGUGCCAGCCUUCUCGGGUCACUCUUAUCUACAGAUGAUGCCCUGGUCGGUCCCUUCGAAAGUGCAGCUGGAAAUAGAGUUCGCUGCUCAUCAGCUGGACGGCGUUCUCUUGUACGUCCAGCAGAGCGUCGAGGGAGACGGCGAUUUUCUCGCGCUCGUCCUUGACAAAGGAUUCUUGGAGCUACGUAUCGAUCUUGGCAAUGGCCCUGUCAUCAUCCGAUCAACCGCUCAAAUUAUACCGUUCAUGAAGACUUUGGUCAGCAUAAGAACUUACAACAGAGAUGCAUUGCUUCAAAUUGGUGUGGGCGAGAGCUUCUCAGGGCGUUCUUCGGGCAUGCACCGUGCCCUCGACAUCCAUGCCCCUCUGUACGUGGGUGGAGUACCCUCCUUUACGCCCAAAAUCAUGGAAAAUGUCGGUGUCAGUAGGGGUUUCUCCGGGUGUGUUUACUCGCUGAAAGUGGGCCAAAGGGACCUCGACCUGGUUUGGGGAAGGUCUGGAAGCGUAAGCCACGGAUAUAACGUCACCGAUUGCAGACCGUCACCCUGUGCUGGAAGACCUUGCAAGAACGGAGGCACUUGCCAUGCAUCUCAGCAUGCUACGUCAUAUGUCUGCAGCUGUCCGAAAACGCAUACAGGCGUAAGAUGUGAAAUUUCCGUAAAUGAAGGUUGCAAGAAGUUGAAGUGCCCCCCUAGAACGACCUGCCAGACGCUCUUGGCUUCCAGCACACUGCACUGCGUUCCAGACAGUCCUCUGGACACCUACGAGCUGGAAGAAUCCUGGCCAAUCGCAGACCUGACUGGUGAUGGAUACCUGUCUCUGCCGCGGUCUGAAGGUGUGUCCGAGGGCUUGACGUUAGAGCUGUGGUUUUUGGCAAGAGCACCUCAUGGUAUGCUCUUAUAUGGUGGGCAGGGACCCACCCACAAGGGGGACUUCAUCAGCCUAAAUUUAGCAGCGGGAUUUGUACAGUUUCGCUUUGAUGUUGGACCCGGAGUAGUUAACUUGACAUCCAAAAGAGAAAUAAGAGAGGGUGAGUGGCAUCGCGUCGUAGCUACCUGGGAAGGAGGCCGGGCUUCUCUUCAGCUGGACAAGGAUGCCCCUGUUACCUGUGAGGCUCCGGGACCACCAAACACCCUCACUCUGAAUACUCCCGUGUACCUCGGGGGUUUCAAGCUCUGGUAUAUGGUUAACCGAGACUCGGGCAUCUUAGUCGGGCUUGACGGCGCUUUGCAGCGCCUUCUAGUCAACGGCGUCGUUUACGACCGCCUGCUGGAAGCGGCAACUGAACAGAGGGGCGUCUCCAGAUACCACGGUCCGCCAUGUCUUCCGAACCCCUGCUUCAACGCGGCCAUCUGUGUGCCUCUGCUGAACGAUUUCUUCUGCAAAUGUUCCUUCAUGUUUGUCGGUCGCUUGUGCGAUCAAGCCUUAAUGAAUAUCGAUUUGGAUCAACCAAUACACUUUGAUGGCUCAACGUCUGUGUUGUACCCUGGACAGUUUCUUUUAAGUUUCAACAAGAGCGAAAUGUUCGUUCCAUGGAGUCAUCCAGAUUACGACUACCUCAACUACGACGAAGUGGAACACCAGUUGUUAGACCAAGUAGCGGAUGAGAACGAUUUGGAUUUUAAAAAAGAGAGGGUUCAAGGAAGAACCCACGAUAUCAUCGAGAUCAGCUUCCGAGCCGAAGAUGUGAAUGGGCUGCUCGUCUGGGUCAGCCAUGGCAAGGGCAGUGGUCGCGGAAGGGCUGACUACUUGGCCUUAGCCUUGGUUGGAGGAUUACCCCAGCUCGCCCUCAAUCUGGGCCGUUCCAGAAAACCUUUCGUCCUGACUUCCACGACUGGAGUCAACGAUGGCUCAUGGCACGUGGUGAGAGUCACCAGGAGGUGGAGAAGAGUCCUCCUCAAGGUGGACAAUCAUCGGCCAGUUCGAGGUCGAGCUCUGAGAGGUCCAUCCACUUUGCAUACGGAUGGUAAUCUGUGGAUAGGAGGCCAAAGGACGCUACCGUCUCAUCUAGGGCCUGCCUUCCACACUGGGUUCCGCGGCUGCGUCGACCGCCUGUUGGUGGACGGCCGGGAGCUUCAUCUGGUCCAUCACGCAGCGUCCCGCCAUCUUCAGUUUUGUCAUACUUUUACCUAACACUGCAUAGUAACCUAAUUCAAGGUGGCAGCACGCGGGCAUUUCUCCUGGCUCGUCUGAAAAGCGUCUUGCGUCUUGCGUCAAGCGUUCAAAGUUUUGGCGCCACAGUUGAAGUCGUUAGUGCAGAGUCUUCGUUCUUGCGUGACUUCGACUACUAGCUAUGCUUCGAGGAUAGUGGCAGCUUGGAAGCAAGGCGCUCAUGAAAGACCCCCGAAGACGCGCCCGUUUGGCGCCGCCUUAAUUAAGUUUUACUCGGCGAAGAGCCGGAGUGAGACCAUCCAUAGACCUUCUAACCAAAAAAACAAAAAAACAAAAAAUUGACUUGCCCAUCAUCCAUCAUUUUGUAAUAAAGCCUGAUUACUUGUUAGAAAAUAGAGAUAUAUUAUAUUGUAUUUGGAUAUCAUAUGAGAUUGUGGCUUCAUUCAUUUCUCGUUCGUUUCCGUUGACUUUCUUUCAGAUGCAUCAUGUUUCUACCAAUAUGUUGUGUAAAGAAAAUCA